AUGCGCACCGCCUUUGCUGUCACUGCUUUCGUCGCUGCGGCCUUUGCCCAGUCUUCGUCGGUCGACCCCUUCCCGCAGACCACCUUCCUCCAGCAGACCAACUCGCUGGGCGUCGUGACAGGCCAGCCCGCUGCCGCCACCUCGCAGCCCGCCGCCGACUCUGUCAUCCCCGUGCAGCCGUCCGCUGACACCAACGUCGGCGUGCCCGCCUCCAUCCCGGCCGUGGCCCCUGGCAUCUACACCGUCCCCGUCCUCGGUGGCAAUGUCACCCGCAGCGUCGUCGUCAGCGCCAACAACUCGACCACCAUUGUGCUGAACGAGCCCACCUCCGGCUCGGCCGCCUCCAACAGCGCCGGCGCCACCGCCACCGGCUCUGGUGCCUCUGGCUCUGGUGCUUCUGGUUCGCGCACUGGCGCCUCGGGCUCCGGCGCCUCGUCCACUGCCUCUGGCACUGGCGCCGCGAACUCGGCCGGCGCCGCCGCCAACCUCAAGGUUGCCGCCGGUUCCCUCGUCGGGUUCGGUGCCUUCGUCGCUGCUUUCUUGUAA
Molecule: messenger RNA, 546 nt
Organism: Boeremia exigua
Lineage: Eukaryota; Fungi; Ascomycota; Dothideomycetes; Pleosporales; Didymellaceae
Exons: 2
Coding region: 1-546 (181 amino acids)
Source: RefSeq, a predicted model, not a curated record